AUGUCUUGGCUUUGGAGUACAUCACCUAUUGACGAACUCGUUGACAAAGCUACAUCAGAGAACUUGCCUGUUGGAGCUGAGGACUUGGCUUUGAAUCUAGAGAUUUGUGACCAGAUUCGGUCCAAGCAGGUGUCUCCAAAAGAUGCCAUUAAAGCACUGAAAAGGCGUCUCAACCAUAAGAAUCCGAAUGUGCAACUCCUUGCAUUGGAGCUCACCGAUGUUUGUGUGAAGAAUGGAGGACAACACUUCUUAGUUGAGGUUGCUUCGCACGAGUUUAUGGAUAAUUUGACUUCGAUUUUAAAGGCACCGUCUGCGUGCAAUCUGGAUGUGAAGGCCAAGAUUUUGGGUUUGAUACAAACAUGGGGGUUGUUAUUCAGAGGAAAACAAGGACUUGGCUAUGUUUGCGAUACCUAUAUGAUUCUUCAGCAUGAGGGCUUUCAAUUCCCUCCUAAGGACAACGUUGGCGCAGCUCUUGUUGAAUCAGAAUCGCCACCAGACUGGACAGAUUCAGACGUAUGCAUACGUUGUCGUAUCGCUUUUACCACAUUCAACCGUAAGCAUCACUGUCGAGCUUGCGGCUCCACUUUCUGUGGACAAUGUUCCAGUAAGACAAUGGCAUUGCCAAACUUCGGUGUAACUCAGGAAGUCCGUGUGUGUGAUGGGUGCUUUAUGAAGAAGAAACUUGGUAACAAGAGUGUUGUUGCCCUAGAAAGCCAUGGCUUGGGUGGCGGACUUGAUCUUAUCAGCAAGCCUUCGCCUGUUACAACUCAUUCCAACACAAACAAAAACCCUUCAACGACAACAGCAUCCACAUCAAACAACAAUAAUUCUAGAUCUGCAGAAGAAGAUGAUGUGGACCUAUUGAAGGCUAUCGAGUUGUCGUUGAAGGAGGCCAACAAUCAACCUGGAUACUCAGCUCCUAAGAAAGCAUAUACGGAACCUGUCAAGAAGGCCCCUGUUCCUACAUCAGAAGAGGAGGAAGAUGCGGAUUUGUUGGCUGCUAUUGAGGCUUCUUUACGAGAGACUAGCAUUCAUUCACCAUCUUCUACUUCCGCUCAUCGUUCCAACCAACGACAGUCAUCUUACUCAUCAUACAACUAUACUAAGAAGUCUGCUGUUACAACGGCGCCUUUACAUGAGUUGAGCGAUACCGAAAAAUCCAACAUCGAGAUGUUUUCUGUAUUAGUUGAUCGCAUUCAGAUGAUGCAGGGCGAUGUCAGUGGUAAUCGAGAAAUUCAGGCUCUUUACGAACAAAUCUCGAAACUGCAGACCAAGGUUGUGCUGAGCCUUGAAGAGGCUGCCCGAAAACAACAGGAAUUUGUCACAUUUAACGAAAAGAUUGACCACGCAGUCAGGAUUUACGACCAUUUACUGCAAGAGCGUCUCAACUCGUCAUAUCAACGCCGCAUGAACAUGAAUAAUGCUGGACAUUCUGGAGGGGGAUAUUACAGCACUGGAUUAACCACACCGCAGACACCUCAGGUUAGCCAUGCAUAUCCACAGAUUACAGCAGAGUCAAGAUAUGCACAGUAUGUGCCUGGCAUAUCCGGAGUGCAUAGCAGCAAUGCGCUAGCGCCACACACACCUCAGAUCUCUUAUCAGACUCCAUUCCAACAGCAACAACAGCUACCAUCCCAGUCUCAGCCUCAGCCUCAACAACAAACACCUUAUCAAUAUCAACAACCCUCUACCUCUGUACCAUACAGCGUUACACCGAGUGGUGUCCUAGAUCAACAGCCAGUUCAGCAGCAGCAGUAUGGACUAACAGGUCAAACAUCGACAUUACAAAACUACCAAACUGUUCCACAGCAGCAACAGCAACAACAGCUUCCACAGCCCCAACAACAGAGUUACUUGCCCCAACAGCAACUGAAUGGUACAAUCCCAUCUGUUUCUUCGCCCGCAUUAGUCAAUGGUCAGCAACCAAUUCUUAACACGUAUCAAUCUGUCGGACAACAGUCUAUUCAGUCUCCUCCAGCUCAACCGGUGCAGCCAAUAUCAGGUCCUACUGUUCAGCAGCAACAGGAGUCAAUUGCACCCUAUAUUCCCCAACAACAGCAACAACAGCCGCAACAGCAGCAGCAGCAGCAGCAUCAAGGAGCAAUCCCACAACAGAUUUCGGGCGGAUAUCAACAAUAUGUGCCACAGCCACAACCACAGUCACAGCAAUUAAACCAACACCAACCGGUCUAUGCUAGUGCUACCCCAUCCCAGCCCAAGGUAGAAGAAGCCCCACUGAUCGAACUCUAG
Molecule: messenger RNA, 2250 nt
Organism: Lobosporangium transversale
Lineage: Eukaryota; Fungi; Mortierellomycota; Mortierellomycetes; Mortierellales; Mortierellaceae
Exons: 7
Coding region: 1-2250 (749 amino acids)
Molecular function (GO): phosphatidylinositol binding; metal ion binding; ubiquitin binding
Source: RefSeq, a predicted model, not a curated record